UGCAAGAUUAGAAAAUGAUCGUGUUGGUAUAAGUGUUGAUUAUCAGUUUGUGAAGUUAGAUAAUAACAGUAUCAAAAGACAUGGAUAUACUAAAGGAGAUAAAUUGAGAAAAAAAAGUGUAAUGAAUGAUAAUAAGAAUUGUCAAAAUAAAAAGAGUAUGAAGAUGAAGAAUAAACCUAAAGCUUCUGGAGAAUCGAGCUCAGAUCAUAAAGAUGAAAAAGCUUAUAGUGAUGAAAUAGUUGAGAAUGAGGCAAUGAUUAAUUCAGAUAGUCUAGAGAAGAAUUUAAAGGAAGGUAUUAGUAGUAUUGAAAAUAUUGAAAAGAUAACAUCUGAG
Molecule: messenger RNA, 334 nt
Organism: Racocetra persica
Lineage: Eukaryota; Fungi; Glomeromycota; Glomeromycetes; Diversisporales; Gigasporaceae
Source: the annotation of a GenBank genome assembly